UCUUUGAACGAUUGGAAUUCUUUUUGUCCUGGGACUAUAAAAACCCACAGCUCCUUGGUGAACACACCAUCAGAUCCAAGAACCCCAGGACGUAAGGCAAGUCUCACCCAAUCUGCAACCAUGAAGUUCUCCCUCAUUGCCGUCCUUCUUGUUGCUUUGGCCAUUGGCUCCGAGUCAGUAUCAGAGACUCCUGCUGAGCUUGAGAAGAUCUCCAAGUACUUCCAGGACCUCGUGGACAAUCUUAAAAAUGUUGAGGCCCCUGAGCUGGCCAACAAGGCCAAGGCUUACUUUGAGGAGAGCAAAGCCCAGUUCCAGCCCAUGGUUGAGAAGCUCCAGGAGCAGCUGAAGCCCCUCUCCAGCAACAUUGAAGACCAAAUCAAGCCUCUAGCUGCCUCUGUCCAGGCCCAGUUUGCCCCCUUGGCCGAUAUAGUCCAGACCCACAUUGAAGACAUGCUUAAGUUUGUGUCUGAGAAGUCCAAAACCAUCCUGCCCCCUCAGUAAACCUACAGGAAGAACCAUUCUUUAGUUCCCUUUCCAUUUUCACUUUAUUUGUAUGUUUGAUUAAUAAAAGGGAUUGAAAGGUUA
Myxocyprinus asiaticus (Chinese sucker) is the source of this 585-nucleotide messenger RNA. Its product is annotated as type-4 ice-structuring protein LS-12-like. Gene Ontology annotation, biological process: lipoprotein metabolic process; lipid transport. Gene Ontology annotation, cellular component: extracellular region. The transcript has 4 exons. Bases 121 to 501 code for a protein of 126 amino acids. NCBI's taxonomy places the organism in Eukaryota, Metazoa, Chordata, Actinopteri, Cypriniformes, Catostomidae. Gene Ontology annotation, molecular function: lipid binding. The record is from RefSeq and is a predicted model, not a curated record.